CUUUUUGUCUUGUUUUUCCCAGAAUCCCCCAGGCUGUCGGCAGGCUCUUCCAGCAGCAAUGAAAAGUUCUCAAGCUCUCCCUCUUACUCCACAGACAUUUAUGAUUCGGACCGACCUGUAAGCCUCAUCUCUACAGCAUCUUCUGGCUCCCUUCGUGAGAGCCGUGAUCUCUAUGAACAUAUCAGACCAGCAGAAGACGAGCCAUUGGGUAACACUCCAACUGGUCUGGACAUGGAGCUAGUGUCUGGAGACACCCUGCACACCACUUUCCGGGAUAUUCAAAGUGGAUUAAAAAAUUCCCACACUGUAAACGGCAACAAUAAUGUUAACCGACGAAGCCGUGGUUCUAGGUCUCUUUCUCCAUUCGGGACCAAAGUUAGUGGGAUUUCUAACAAACUCACUUAUGUGGAACGCGUGGUUCUGGAAAUUAUAGAUACUGAGAGGAUGUACGUCCAGGAUCUACGCAGUAUUGUGGAGGAUUAUCUGGGAGGCAUUAUAGACAAACAGGAGUUGCCUAUGAAACCAGAGCAAGUCAGCGCUCUCUUUGGAAAUAUUGAGGAUAUUUAUGAAUUGAACAGUGAACUUCUCCAGGACCUGGACAGUUGCAGAGAUGACCCUGUGGCUGUGGCCACCUGCUUUGUGGAAAAGAGCCAAGACUUUGAUAUUUACACCCAGUACUGUAAUAACUAUCCAAAUUCUGUGGCUACCCUGACUGAAUGCAUGAGGAACAAAGUCUUG
Molecule: messenger RNA, 738 nt
Organism: Staurois parvus
Lineage: Eukaryota; Metazoa; Chordata; Amphibia; Anura; Ranidae
Source: the annotation of a GenBank genome assembly